AUGUCAGUCCAUAUUCAGUUUGAUCAGUCUGACUCCAGGUGCUACACGAACCUCGACUUUAUUUCCGGCACCGUUGUCCUCAUCCUCCCCAACGAUGCCACCAUUUCCGCAGUCACAGUCAAACUUGAGGGCGAGAGCCGGACUCGUCUUGCUGGACUCAAGUUCCCCGGUAACGAGCGCUCGGACAAAAAGAGAACCGAGUUAGAAGUACACAAGGUCGGUGAGAAUGCAUCAAGUCGCUCCACGGCCUGCGCUCACGGAAGGCAACAGCUGCUGUACAAAGUCGUUACCGUUUUCCCCACGCCGGAGAUUCAAGAGCGGAGCAGCGGAUCUGCGUAUACUCUAUUGGCUGGACAGUACCUCUACCCCUUCAGAUUUAAGUUUCCGAUCAAUAAUGACUGCACAAAGGCUCCUAGCCCCCUUAAAGAUAUCAAAGUCGGUCAAUUGAAUGUUCAAUUUGCGCUGGACACCACAAAACAUGUGAAGAAGACUCUGCCGCCUUCGCUAGGCGGCUUUCCCGGCGAAGCAGAAAUCAAAUACUAUGUGAAGGCAACAGUUGUGCGGCCGAAGUUCUUCCAAGAGAAUAUUCGAUCGGUGACCGAUGUCAAAUUCCUACCUAUCGAACCCCCUCGGCCCGCCGAUCGGAAUGAAGAAACCUUUGCCCGCCGCAAGAGACAGUUUCAGCGAUACCCAGCCGAUCCGCAGAAAAAGGGACUGUUUCGAAAAUCAUCCACCCCUUCAUCUGCAGGAGACGAGCCUCCGGCAUUUCAAGUGGAUGCACGUCUUCCCAGCCCCGCCAUCAUCACUUGUAACGAGCCACUCCCUCUGCGAAUACUUGUUGAGAAACUCAACGACAGUUCCGCCAGUGUCUUCCUCAGUAUGUUGCAGAUAGAGCUCAUCGGCUAUACCCAAGUAAGAGCUCAUGACUUGGAACGAACCGAAAGUAUGACAUGGAUUUUGAUGUCGCAGGCCAACAUGAACAUGCCUCUAGGCAAUCCUGCUGACAAAGGCCGUCGAGAAUGGAAACUGCCUUCUCGGUUAUGGGAUGAUCUGCCAAUACCCAACACUGUUGCUCCAUCCUUCGACACUUGCAAUAUUUCACGACGAUAUGAGCUGGAAGUCCGUGUCGGAUUGGCACAUGGCGUCGCGGGUGGCGUGCGGCCCGAGCUGAUCGUUCUCCCAUUGCGUCUACCUGUGACGGUGUACUCCGGCAUUGCUCCUCCGCCGGCACUGCUUCAAGCAAUAGCCAACAGACCACGGCCUCAACACAUACCCUCGCCGUUAUUCUCACGACCAACAGACCACAACGGAGCCUUGCUGCCACCAGAUACGCCCUCAGAUGCUCCGACCACGCCAACCUCGGAGAUAUGUUCCUCCCCAGCUCAAGUCGGUUCAUAUCAACCCCAGGGUCAAGGAGAUAUUCCCGACGUGGCUCCGCCAAGCUAUGAAGACGCCAUGGCCGAGGAAAUUGCACCUGUGGAUGGCCCAAGGCGAGACUAUCACGUACCAGCACCGACUAGAGCUCAGGAGCAUGCUUUCAACGCUGACUCGAAAGGGAGUGGGCUUGGGCGUCGCGUCAGCGAACGACUAUUUGGCAGCAAUGGGGCUGCCACUCCACUCAGGACUGUUUCUAGUCCAAGUAGCCUCCAGGGAGUCACAAUAGCAGAGAACGGCGCUGGUGGACAUCGAAGCUCGGGGUCAACCUCCUUUGCUGCCAUAGGAGCUGCUCUCAUCCCGACAAUCAUAACAGCCGGCAUAUUUUUGUUUGCAUUUCUCCUCCUUCGGUCAAAGUACAGAAAUAUAUAUGCGCCGCGUACCUACUUCCGGACACUCUCCCAGAAGGAUCGGACCCCUUCGUCAUCCAGCCACACAUUCGUGUCUUGGUACCAUGACUUUCGGGCCCUGGACGACAAAUUUAUCUUACGUCAUUCUUCAUUAGAGGCCUACCUCUUCUUGCGGUACCUUCGUAUGAUUGUUCUGAUCUGUGGGAUUGGCUGCUGCUUGACUUGGCCUAUUCUUUUCCCCGUCAAUGCUACCGGAGGUGGCGACGCUUCUCAACUUGACAAAAUAUCCUUCAGCAAUGUCCUUGAUCGCAAACGGCUCUAUGCACACGCUGUUGUGGCAUGGGUAUUCUUUGGAUUCAUCAUCUUGCUCAUCACACGCGAGAGACUUUUCGUGAUCGGUCUUCGUCGGGCCCAUCAGACAAUUCCUCUAAAUGCCACCAGACUAUCGUCCAGGAUUGUCCUGUUUUUGUCUGUUCCGCCGGGAGGUCUUCGGGAGGAUAACCUCCACCGAUACUUCGGAGAGAAUGCUGUGAGGUCCUGGGUGGUCUCGGAUCUCGGCCAUCUGGAAAGCGUCGUCAGGAAGAGAAACAGCAAAAUUGACAGUCUAGAGGAGUUGGAGCUUCAGUUGUUGAAGAAAGUCAACCUAGCCAGAGACGGUGCCCGCCAUGGCCAUACUCCGGCGAUGGAAUCUUCUGACACACAGCCGAAAGCGGUCGACGAGCGGCAUCGACCAAAGCACAGGUCAAAGUAUGUCAUCGGAAAGAAGAUUGAUAGUAUUUCACAACUACGGGAGGAAAUAAGUACGGUUGUUUCCAAUGUUGACCGAGUUCGUGACGCAGACAGCAGCGAGCCAACCAAAAGGACUGGUGCCAUUUUUGUCGAGUUCAGAGAUCAAGCCAGUGCCCACCAGGCUUUCCAGCAAGUGCGGCAUCCAUCUCCACUAAUGCUUCAACCGAAAUACAUCGGCGUUCAGCCCAAAGAAGUAAUCUGGCAAAAUCUCAAUCUUGACACAUCUCGGCGCAUCACGUACUCGUACAUUGCAAUAGGAAUUGCUAUGGCCACUGUCAUUCUUUGGUCUAUUCCUAUCGGAAUCAUUGGCACCAUCUCCAACAUCAACUAUUUGACGGACAAAUUCCCUUUCCUCCGAUUCAUCAACAAGCUCCCGGAUUUAGUCCUAGGUCUUCUUACCGGUCUUGUUCCACCCCUGCUCCUCAGCACGGUGGUAUCCUACGUCCCGCAUUUUUUCAAACACGUAGCAAUACUUUCGGGCAAGCCAACGACGACAGAAGCUGCCAGAUGGGCCCAAAUGUGGUAUUUCGUGUUCCAAGUGGUUCAAGUUUUCCUUGUCACAACCUUUUCGUCCGGGGCGGCGGCGGUAGCCAACAAAAUUGCGAAUGAACCAAUGACAGUUCCGACCCUCCUUGCAAAGAACCUCCCCAAGGCGUCAAAUUUUUACUUGACAUAUUUCGUUAUUCAGGGGCUUGGAACGGCGUCAAAGAACAUUGUCAACUAUUCAGAUCUCUUCUUGUACUUGUUUUACUACAACAUCCUGGACAAGACACCCAGACAGAAAUUCAACACUCACUCGCAGAUGAAAGGGAUCAGCUGGUUCAAUGUUUAUCCCAAAUUCACCAAUCUGGCGGUGAUUGCGAUCGCGUAUUCAUGCAUCGCUCCGUUGGUCCUGGGUUUCGCCGCAGUUGGCGUGUUUCUCUUCUACCUGAGCUAUCGAUACAACUUGUUUUACGUGAUUCAGGUGAAGGUCGAGACACGUGGAGAGAGCUACACGAGAGCCUUGCAACAUUUGAUGACUGGUGUCUAUCUUGCGGAGUUGUGUUUGAUUGGUCUUUUUGGAAUCAAGCAAGCCCCCGGCCCCUCGACUCUGAUGACGGUGCUCCUUGUGGGUACGAUCAUUCAUCACCUGACGGUAAAUCAAUACCUUGCGCCUCUGGAACACUACAUGCCAGUUGAUGUCUUGUCCGACGAGGAGAGACCGCUCCUUGGUGCCGAUGAAGAAGUCACUAGGCCUCGGAUGGAUCAGGUGGAACAAUCUCGUGUCUACAAACUUGGCGCCGGUAAAGUCCCGACAAUUUUACUCGACCCCUUGGCGACUUUUCUAGAACCACGCAUCUUUGCUUCACAAGAGGCCCUUCGCCGUUGGUUGAAAGAUCCCGAAGGAGAGUUUGAGGAGUCUCAUUCGUACAGCAAUGAACAGAUCAGGAAUGCAUAUCUGAAUCCGGCAUUGACGUCGAAGACGCCUCAAGUGUGGCUUCCCAAGGAUAGAAAGGGCAUUUCAAAACUAGAGGUCGGUGAGAACGAAAGGGCUGGACUGCCUAGCACCGAUGAAGGAGCAGAACUGAGCUCAUCCAACGAAAUUGUGUGGAAUACGGAUGAUUUCACGACUGUCCCCAUUUUCAAAGAGGCGACGAGGUACUGA
Molecule: messenger RNA, 4218 nt
Organism: Rhinocladiella mackenziei CBS 650.93
Lineage: Eukaryota; Fungi; Ascomycota; Eurotiomycetes; Chaetothyriales; Herpotrichiellaceae
Exons: 6
Coding region: 1-4218 (1405 amino acids)
Cellular component (GO): plasma membrane
Molecular function (GO): calcium-activated cation channel activity
Source: RefSeq, a predicted model, not a curated record